This is a messenger RNA of Lactuca virosa, 2235 nucleotides long. The record is from the annotation of a GenBank genome assembly. NCBI's taxonomy places the organism in Eukaryota, Viridiplantae, Streptophyta, Magnoliopsida, Asterales, Asteraceae.
AUGCGUCGGGAUCAGACCUGCCAUCGAACUCAGAAACUAUCAUUCAUCGAAAUUCUCCAUUCUCUUGAUUUUCACCCUUUCGUCUCUUCGCCAUUUUGUCAAGCACUUCAUCUGCAACAACUUUCUCCAGUUGAAUUUCACCAUUUUCGCCAGAUGCCGCCGCCAACUUAUUUCCCUCUCCGGUGGGAGAGCACCGGAGACCAGUGGUGGUACGCUUCCCCAAUCGAUUGGGCCGCCGCGAACGGCCACUACGACUUAGUCCGUGAGCUUCUCCGCCUCGACAGCAACCACCUAAUCAAACUAUCAUCUCUCCGGCGAAUCCGCCGCCUCGAGGUCGUCUGGGACGACGAAGAACAGUUCGACGACGUUGCUAAAAACCGUUCUUUUGUCGCCCAAAAACUCUUACACGAAGGCGACGCCAAAAGGGGGAAAAACUCGCUCAUUGGGUCCGGUUAUGGAGGGUGGCUUCUGUACACCGCCGCCUCCGCCGGUGAAUUCCCGUUUGUUCAAGAAUUAUUGCAUAAAGAUCCUCUUUUGGUGUUUGGAGAAGGGGAGUAUGGGGUGACUGAUGUGUUAUAUGCUGCUGCGAGAGGUAAGAAUGCGGAGGUUUUUAGGCUGAUUUAUGAUUUUGCGAUGUCUCCGAGGUUUAUGGCCAUGGGUAGGGAUUUGGAGGGAAAUAUUGGGGGAAUUCCGGCGGCUUAUAAGGAGGAGAUGAAGAAUCGAGCUGUUCAUGCGGUGGCUAGAGGUGGUAAUUUGAAUAUUUUAAUGGAGCUUCUUGGUGAUAGUGAUGAUAAUCAGGUUUUGAGUUAUAGAGAUAUUCAGGGGUCGACUAUCUUGCAUACAGCAGCUGGAAGAGGUCAAGUUGAGGUGGUGAAAUAUCUCGUCUCCACAUAUGAAAUGGUUAACUCCACAGACAAACAAGGCAAUACACCUCUCCACAUAGCCGCUUCCCGUGGUCAAAUAUCAGUAGUUGACUUUUUAGUCAAAUCCUCUCCAUCUUCCAUACAUUCAAAAAACAAUUCCGGCGAGACAUUCCUCCACGCGGCGGUGACCGGAUUCCAAACUCCAACAUUCCGGCGACUCGACCGCCAGAUUGUUCUCAUGAAACAAUUAGUUUCCUCAAAAGCCUUCAACAUUGAAGAAAUCAUAAAUAAUACAGAUAACGAAGGAAGAACCGCUCUUCAUUUAGCAAUCCAUGGCAACAUCGAUGUCAAUCUGGUGGAAUUACUCAUGACGGUUGGAAUGAUUAAUGUCAAUAAACGGGACAAUCACGGAUUGACACCUCUCGAUCUUUUAAAACAACGGCCCGUGUCCCCGUCAUCGGAAUCGCUAAAACGACACCUCAUUUCCGCCGGAGCAAUUCUCGGGAAUCAUGAUUACACCGCUAGGAAGAUUCUCGCUUCCCAUUUGAGAAAAGGAAGUGCCGGUGGUAGCCCCGGAAUGGCGUUCACCGUUUCCGAUUCUGAAAUCUUCUUGCUUUCCGGUACUGAGAGUGUGGCCACGCCGGUGUUGACCGAACCAAGUUCGGAAUCGAAGAUUCCGAACAUUGUCAACGUUCCAAGCAAGAAGAAACACAAAGGAAUAAAGAGAUUCCUUCGGUGGACGAAACCGAGAAAAACCGAAGAGAAACCGGAAUUGGAAUUACCGAUUCCACUCCGGCAACGGUACUGUAAACCCGUGACGGUGUUGGUGUCGCCGCCGAACAACAAGCGGACGCUUGCGGCUCGGAGUAAUCUUCCGAGUCCGACCGCGAAGAAGAAGCUUGCUUCGGGAUUGGUGAAUGGAGUUAUGCAAGCGAUGCCGAAUGUGAACCGGAGAUCACGGUCUAAUUCUUUCUCGAGGUCGUCGGCAUCUUCUCAUGCUUCACACACCGGAAUCGGAUUCGGAAGCGGAAGCGGAAUUGAGUUUCCGGGCGGGUCAUGCUCGAAUCAGAUGUUUGAUGAUGGGAUUGUGAGUAAAGAACACGGGGUUGUGAAUAGGAGGUCGUCGGUGAAUCAGUACUUUUGUUUUGGUGCACCAAACUUACCGAUGGAAACGGGUGCUUCGGAACAAGAGAAGGAGGAUGAGAUUUAUGAUCGUUAUGUUUUAUCUACUGCUUAAGAGAAUUACGAGGUUAAAUAAAAAAUGUAAAAGUCUUUAACAUUAUGGUUGUUUGUUAGUGGUAAAUUAUGUAUGUUUAGCUUCGAAUAUGUCAAACUUUGUUUAAAGUUCAAAUGUGAUAUUAUUUAUAAGGAA